Molecule: messenger RNA, 6537 nt
Organism: Carassius gibelio (silver crucian carp)
Lineage: Eukaryota; Metazoa; Chordata; Actinopteri; Cypriniformes; Cyprinidae
Gene: rims3
Product: regulating synaptic membrane exocytosis 3
Exons: 7
Coding region: 210-1169 (319 amino acids)
Biological process (GO): positive regulation of synaptic transmission; regulation of synaptic plasticity; regulation of membrane potential
Cellular component (GO): cytoskeleton of presynaptic active zone; presynaptic membrane
Molecular function (GO): transmembrane transporter binding; small GTPase binding
Source: RefSeq, a predicted model, not a curated record
CUCGCUCGCGCGCUCGUCAGUGGUUCGCCGCGCGCUUCUGUGGAUGCAACACUGUCCAGACACGUCAAACAAACCCAAACAAUGACAUGAUCUGCAACAACACGACAGAGACACUCCAUUAUCUGACUCACUGAACCGAUCGCGCGCCUCCGUCUGCUCGCCGUUUGCCGCCUCAGUCCAGCUCUGUGCCCAGAGGCUAGUGAGGGACCAUGAUGCUCAGCAGCUCAGUGGAUGUACCCAGCCCAGGCGGGAUGAGCGCGGUGGCAGCCCGCAAUGUAAUUCGCAGUUCCAGCAUCAGCGGCGCCAUGUACAGCCUGGAGAAGAGCCCCAGCAGCACGGGGCCCGACGCCACAGGCCUGGCCGGAAACAAGAAGCGUCGCUCCAGCCUGGGAGCCAAGAUGGUGGCCAUCGUGGGUCUGUCACAGUGGAGCAAGAGCACACUGCAGCUCAACCAGCAAGACGGUGGAACAAAGAAGCUGCGCAGCACCAUCCGGCGGAGCACAGAGACAGGCAUCGCGGUGGAGAUGAGGAACCGGGUCACACGACAGGGCAGUAAGGACUCAACAGAUGGCAGCACCAACAGCAACAGCUCUGAUGGGACCUUCAUCUUCCCCCCCACUCGCCUCGGCCCUGAGAGCCAGUUCAGUGACUUCCUGGACGGUCUCGGUCCCGCUCAGAUAGUGGGGCGGCAGACAUUAGCCACACCGCCGAUGGGUGAUGUUUACAUCGGUGUGGUGGAUAGAGGGGGUCAGUUAGAGGUCGAGAUCACACAGGCCCGAGGUCUGACCCCUAAACCAGGCUCAAAGAACAUUCCAGCAACAUAUGUAAAGGUUUAUGUCCUGGAGAAUGGAAUGUGUCUCGCUAAGAAGAAAACCAAAGUGGUGAAGAAAACCCUGGAUCCAACCUUCCAGCAGUCCCUGAUGUUUGACGAGAGCCCGCAGGGGAAAGUGCUGCAGGUGAUCGUGUGGGGCGAUUACGGCCGCAUGGACAGCAAGUGUUUCAUGGGAAUGGCUCAGAUCCUCCUGGAUGAUCUAGACCUGACAUCGAUGGUGGGCGGCUGGUACAAGCUCUUCCCCACCUCCUCUCUGGCAGACCCCAGCAUCGGCCCCCUGACACGCCGACUCUCCCAGUCCUCGCUCGAGAGCGCCACCAGCCCCUCGUGCACCUAGAAACAUCCACAUCCCCUUCUAAAUAUGCCUGUCUUCUCUAUCUCUACGUGUGUAUCUUCGUUCAAUAUACCCCGUCACUGACCCCAAACACAUGAACACACACCCUGAUAGAUAGAGCCAACUCGCCCCGGGGCUGGAACGCUCCUCUUUACCGAUACAGAUAUUAAGAGUUGGAUAGAAAUCAGGCAUGACACAUAACACACACACACACAAACAGAUCCUCGCAGAUGGAUAUGGGUGUAACCAGCAACGUGCCGUCAUAGGGUUGUGAAAAAUCAGUCACGGCUAGUUACAUACAGAUCCACUGUCUGCAGGUCAACCGAUAGGGGCAUUUAAUAAACCCGCCGAGAAAUAUUCCUGACAAUGUAGCAUUCGUGUUGACGUCACGUCACACAGGAAGCAGAGUGGGUUUUCCAAGACUAGUAGUUUCCAGACAUUUCUCUAUGCCAAACCCGAUCAAAAGUUGUAUUUUUUAAAAACCAAAGCAAUUCUUAUUAUCUGUAGUGUUAUAUUAUAGAGUAUGGAUAUGUAGCAGAGUCAGUGACUUAGAUGAAAUGCAAAAAACAAACACGUGUUAGAAAAACUCGUAAGGUGCGGUCAUGUUAGCGAAAUUUUGCCGGCAAAGGAAUCCUGUUUUCAGUUGUCGACAGUGUAGUGUCUUAUUAAGUCACUGUCAUACCAAGAAACUUUUGGCAUGGCAAUUUUGUGACCAACACAAAGAUGAACGAAACAUGCAUUGUGACUUUUUCGCCCUUGCGCGAAAUGUAUUGCUUUAGAAAUGACUGUAAUUCGCCUGUAAAAUUUCAGUAAAUGUGAUCGUACCUCUAGACUACAUUCAUAAUUAAACUUAUAAAGGGCAGGGCUUUACUCCACAUGUUAGGUUAUUUAUUAGAAAUGCACACAAUUCCUGUCGCAUUAAAGUAGCGUAUUCUUUGUUUUCCUUUUAGGAGAGCUGAAUAAAUAAAUAGAUAGAUCGAUGUUUAUGUAUUUAUCGACUGCAUUCUGCACGUUAACUCGCAACCCUUGUUGAGCAAAAUAUGUAAAGUGCUAUUUUAAGCUUGCCUUUAAAAUUACGUAGACUUAUAGAUGGUAGGUUAUUUAUUUUGCUAAUGUUUCAAUCGCACUUUUUGUCUGAACCGAGUUGCAGACGUAAUCGAGGGAAUUGAGCCCUCUGGAGGAGAACCAACUGUCCUGUUAAACCAGCAACCCUCACACACAGCUGCAUUGUGGGAUAUGCCGAACGGUGUCCGCUGGAAAACAAGAAAACUUUUCUUGUAGCAAGUAGCGAAGCUUUCUGGGAAGUUGAAGCCGCAUUAGACUUUACCGCCUCAAGUAGUUUUGGGUUUCUUUCUACCAGCAUUUGGAACUGUUAAAGGCCUUUUCCCGUUUCCUGUUACUCUCAGGAGGUCACGCUGAACUACAAAACACACACACGCAACAAGAUGAGGACUGGUGAUGGGGUCGCUCUCUCAACAGGAUCUUGAAGCCCAAAUCAAAUGGUAUUCUAUAAAUUCCUGGACACUUUUUUUUUUUUGGUCUUUCUAACCAUUGUGACUAUUCCUGUCCAAUCAGCAGUCUUCUUUAGCUUCGUCUCUGAAGCUGAGUGGCUCUAGACGGUUUCUUCAGUGGAUCUUCGGGGUUAUGGAGACUUGUGGAAGGAAAGCAACACUGUAGGUAAAAAACGAAGUAUUCAUCUCACUCUUGUCAGCCUCCUAGAUUAGAUUUCAUAGCUUCUCUGAACCUAUCAGAGCCGGAGAAGGUUUCAUUCAUAUCAUAUAAUCUAUGUACCAGUUUAUUCAUGUCAAAUCAGUCACAUCUUCUGCAGAGGUGAUGCCAUUUGUGACACUAUCAGUAAGAGCCAGAACAUUAUUCAUUUCGAAAUUCCCUUAUGGAUCAUUUGCCAAAUCAUUAAAGACGUUUGUAUAAUUUAGUCUCUAAAUUAAACUCUCUUGAUGGAAGCGCACAAACACUAUUUGAUUCUCUGUUUUGCAUCACAAUGUUGUAGAUAGAUCUGCUUUUAAAGGCGGAUUAUGAGACCAUCAGCAAACCAUUUAAUCUGAUUUAUCAUUUUGAAUGCAUCAGUGUUUGAAGUAUUUUUGUACUGUUUUGUACAUGUUUUUUUUCUAUCUGCCAAUGUCACAGCUACACUGGUCAAGAUGUACAGCACAAUAUGACACCAUUUAUCUGGAUGUUCAUAAGAAAGUGUGCCUCACAUUCCAUACUUUCAAAAUCUCUUGUUUUUAUUAUCCUAGGCCAUAUCAUAAGUGCACUUUACAGUACAUGAACACAUUUCAAAGCAUUGGGUAAGAUGUAGAUACUAUAAAAUGAAUGGUGGGUUCAUAUAGAGAUUUCUCUUUAAAUCCUGAGAAACAUUUAGUCAUUACUUAUCCCUUUAUUUAUCUUUUCUCUGUUCAUAAGACAAAGAAUCUUUAAGGACAAUUUCAAGUUUUAUUUUUACGUGAUUACAAAAUCAGCUGAAUCAGAAGACACGUUGUGCACACUUAAUAUAUUUGCAUUUUAAUUGUUUCUGUAAGGUCAAACGUAUAAGUUGGACUAAAUAAUGGGACUUUACACUUUCUUAAUUUCACACGAAAUUGGCAAAAUCUGUAUUUUACCCAUGCCAGAUUUAACAUAUUUUAAACAUUUUACUUUUCAGCCCAUCGGUUGUUCAAGCUCGGAGGUUUUGCCUUUAAACAUGCAAAAAGAGUUUCUGCUAUCUUUCACACACGUCUUGCUUCUUUUGUAUUUGCACAAGUCUGAUUGUGUUGCACCUUUGUCUUUUUCACUAACAGACAAAUGUCUGAACAUUAAAUUAGGAACAAAAAAUGACUCCUUAAUUCUAAUUCAAGAUGAAAUUGUAUUACUGUACUGAAAACAAAUUGUAUUUGCAACUGAAUGUUUGUCCUUGGUAAACACACAUGAAAUGACUAUUAGAUAUUGGUAUAUUUUCUAUGUGACUUGGGAAUUUGGGAUAAUAUACGUAUCCCCUUUACUGUACAGUGAAGUAGUUAUAAAAUCUUACUGGUCUUGCAUUUUUGCAAAGAGUCUGAAUGCAUGAAAAUUUGUACUGUAUUGCUCUAUUUUUUUUAGGUGUAGUGGAUGGAUGUAGAUUGUUGCAGUCCAUAGCUAAACCAAAUGCAACAUUGACAAAAAAAAUAAAUAAAAAAAUCUAGAUUUGCCGCUUCCAGAUUUCUGUGGUUCUGAUAUUUCAACAUGGAAUGAGAAUGAUCUGAUCUGUUUUGCUCUGACAUGAAACCUUUGAGUAUGAUGUUGUAACUUUCAGAAAAAGUGGCUGGCAUCUGGCUUGUUUAAAUGCUUGAACUACUUCAUGCUUUUAUAUGCGAGACCCCUUCAUGCUUUUCAAUUCAUACAUGGUGAAGUCUGAAGAGUCGUUCUUGGCAGUUUUAUGGCAUGUGCAGUUUCGGUGUGAGUGUAAGUGACACCAGCCUGACUGGGGAAUGAUCUUAAUACACUGGAUACAGAUAUCAAUAUCAAUGUGAUGUUAUGAUGUAAGUGUGGGCCAACAAUCAUAGCGGAAACAGUUGGUUGUGGUGGUCAACCUGGUAUUCAUCCUUACUUUUUUAUUUGCAUUUAGAAAGGCACAGUAGAUUGUAAAACUGAGAAUGAGGUGUAAAUUUAAACCUUUUAUUUUAUGAGAUUUCGCUUUGUUGGGUAUUGUAUGAUGUAUAUAAAUUAUGUAAAUGUCGACAGAUUGGUUUAAUUUCAAAUAGGAAUGUAAUCCCUUUACAUCUUUCUGGGCCAGUUAAAGGAAUAGUUCACCAAAAAUUAACAUUUACUCCCCCUCCAGCCCUAAAAAGUUGUAGAUUACUUUUGUUUUUUGGAGAUAUUUAGCUCACCAAUGGAUCCUCUGCAUUGAAUGGGUGCAGUCAGAAUGAAAGUCCAAACAGCUGAUAAAAACAUCAAAAUAAUCCACACCACUCCAGUCCAUUUGCAUAUUUUUCUCCUGAUUCAGACAGGACAAAGAGGGCUCAUAUUUUAGUAAUGGUCUGAAGUUAAAAUGUAAAAUUUGUUUCCUACAAACAUGCAACUUUCAGCUUCACAAGAUGCUAAAUGAUGGAUUGGAGUGAUGUGGAUUAUUGUGAUGUUUUUAUCAGCUGUUCGAAAUCUGACAGCACCCAUUCACUGCAAGAGGAUCCACUGGUGAGCAAGUGAUGUAACGUUAAAUUAAUCCAAAACAGUACCCAUAAAGAAACAAACUCAUCUACAUCUUGCAUGGCCUAAGGCUGAGAAAAUUGUAAUUUUUGGGUGAACUAUUCUUUUAAACCCUUGUGAAGUCUUUUUAUGAACCCUUAAUACCGUUUUUGUUACAUUUGUGAACAAAUAUAAAGACUAAUAAGGAUAUAUUGAGCUUUUACCUUAUUUUUGUAAAGUGAAUUAUCUUACAAAGUGGUUUGUUGAAGGAAAGGCCGUGGCUUGUUUAUUGCCUUAUUUGAGAGUUUCUUAUAAGGCUUAGACAUGUUUUUCAGGAGUGUUUUGAUUUGAUAUUAUUAAUGAUACGGAAGUAUCUCUAUCUUGAAUGUAUGUAUUAAAUAUUCCAUGUUAUUGUAUUAUAAAACACAUUUUUUGUAAAAUGGCCUGGAGCAAGUAAGCAUUGUGUUUUCUUUGCAACACGUGUCUUUAUUUUCUCAAAGAGCCAUGCAGUGUCUUAAAAUUAGGCUCUAUUUUUGGUGAUCAAACAUUUCAAAGACAUGGAAUUAAUGAAAAUAAAAUGUUCUUUUAUUUUAUUCAAAUUAUAUGAUUACAACCUUGAAUUAAUUGUACUUUUGGGUCAGACUGUCUUUGGAAAAAGAUUUAUUUUACUAAUGGAAACGGUCAUUUGUGGUCUGUUUUCUUAUCCUUGUAGCAAAGCUGUUAGCAGCUCUUUUGUUGUCACCAUAAAUCAGCCAUUCAUAUUAUUCAUGCCAUUGAAAACAGCACAAGACAUUGUUGAGAACUUUCACAAGAGAUGUAGCUACUUUGAAAAUGAUGUAACCCACUUCAGUUUUAAGUCUUGCACUUUGAGAGAGCGUGAUCAAAGAUUUGUCAGAGCAAAAGUAACCCCCAAAACAUUUAGAAAAUGAUUUGAGCUGACAGUGCGCUGCUUUGGAAUAACAGAAUGGAAAAGAGAGUUGUAUGGGGAAGCUGUAAUUUUAUACUUGUGCUUUGUAAAUGUUUUCUAUGUGCUGUAUUUGAUAAUGUAAAACUGGUAUUUUUGUGGUUUGUACGCUGCAGAACUGAUUAUUUAAGAUGCACGCAGUUUUAUAAGAAAAGGUUGGGAAACUUAUUAAACAAAUAUUUUGACUGAAGCCUGUAUCUGCAUGCAUAUUGACUGCUGGAAGCUGGAGGUCAAUAAAUAUGAUUUGAAUCA